Suillus clintonianus is the source of this 1306-nucleotide messenger RNA. Its product is annotated as phosphatase 2C-like domain-containing protein. Gene Ontology annotation, biological process: protein dephosphorylation. Gene Ontology annotation, molecular function: cation binding; protein serine/threonine phosphatase activity. The transcript is spliced from 10 exons. NCBI's taxonomy places the organism in Eukaryota, Fungi, Basidiomycota, Agaricomycetes, Boletales, Suillaceae. Bases 146 to 1072 code for a protein of 308 amino acids. The record is from RefSeq and is a predicted model, not a curated record.
CUUGCCGAGUGGGUAUAGGAGUCUGCGAAGCAGCAGUCAGCAUCAACUCCGAUCUUUUGAAAACCCUAGACAAACAAGGCAAAAUAGGAAUGACUUGCGUGCUUGCUGUGCUUAUCAUGAUUGACCAGCAUAGAGGAGUCUGACCAUGAAUCGACCAGAUACAAGGAAGUACUCAGAGACGGGAGAAGAUGAUCGAUAUCUAUUUGCAGUUUCUGAGAUGCAAGGAUGGAGAUUUACUAUGGAGGAUACUCAUGUGACCAUGCCAACCCUUGCAGAGGGGCCAGAGGGCACAACAGAUAAAAACUCAUUCUUUGCUGUUUAUGAUGGGCACGGUGGAAGUGCCGUUGCGAGGUUUGCGAAGAACAACGUUCACAAGCGACUGAUUUCAGAUGAGGCAUAUCGUGAAAAGCGUUAUGAGGAAGCGUUUAAGAAAGCGUUCCUCGGCACCGAUGAAGAUCUCCUCGCUGAUUCGUUGCGUGAUUACGGUUCUACAGGUUGUACUGCUGUGGCUGCUUUGAUAACGGACGAUAACAAGAUUUAUGUGGCCAAUGCUGGCGAUUGCCGGGCUGUUCUUAGCGUGAAAGGUAUAGCCAGGCCUUUGAGUUUUGACCAUAAACCAGUAAUGGAGACUGAACGGAGACGGAUCGAGGAAGCUGGAGGAUACAUAGACGACUCACGUGUUAAUGGAAAUCUUUCGUUGUCUCGGGCUAUGGGAGAUUUCGAGUUCAAGAGAAACCACGCACUCAGUCCUCAAAAACAAAUGAUUACAGCCGAUCCUGAUGUCACCGUUCACGAUGUUACAGACGAGGAUGAGUUCCUAGUCCUGGCCUGUGAUGGUAUCUGGGAUCCUACAACUUCACAAGAGGUCGUUGACUUCGUCCGGCAAAGAGUUUCACAUGACUGGGAACUCGAGGAGAUCGGAGAGAAGAUGUGCGACCAUUGUCUUGCUCCAUAUAGAUCACCUUAUCAUGGUAUCGGAUGCGAUAACAUGACUAUCAUCAUUGUGGCUCUUCUUCGCGGAAGGACAAAACAAGAAUGGUACGACUGGAUCAAAGACUCGGAAGUACGAUGAUUACGGGCCAACGAGCAAUAGUAUUCAAUCAUAUAGGUACUGCAUUGAAAUGUAAUGGUCACAAGGACUUCCUUCGGUCGGCAGUCGCAGCAUGUCAUUGUGUUCAUAAUAGUAACUCGGAAAAUACAAUCAUCAGCAAACUACUGAUUUUCCCCUGGAAAUAGAACGGGCCUGCAGUCACGGUGCCGCACUGGUCAAUACACAAUUAAGAACCUGAUUUAAUUGUGAUUCAAG